AUGGCAAGUACUAGACUUGAUAGAGAGGGAGGGGGGUCUGUUGGCGGAGAAUCUACCAUCCACACUACUCACAAUGAAUCCAGCUCUAUUGAUGCAGGUACUGGUGAGGUCGAGAGCCCAUACUACGAACCUUGGAUCCUCACAAAGAUGAAAGUCCAGAGGCUUUUCGGGGGGCCGUGGCCACAUGGUCCUCUGGUUGAAUUCCUAGGUCAAGGUAGCCAUAACAGAGUAUUCGGCGUCACAUAUAUUGCUAAGAAUCCUGGUAUGUUUAACUCAGCUCCACGUUGCUGUGUUAUUCGCAUUCCCAAGUCGAAAGAAGUCGCACAAAACAGCGUGGCAGUCCUCAAUUAUCUAAAGAAAACAACUAGCUUUCCUGUCCCCAGAGUCAUAGUCUACAAUCCCACAACCAAUAACGCGAUCGGAUAUCCUUAUGUGGUAACCACUCGAAUUCAAGGUAUCUCCCUAAGUGAAGCCAUCAAGCGAGGUAUCAACCACGAGCAGAUGUUGUGCAUCGCUAAGGAACUAGGCUGUUUCUACAAAGGGAUGAUCUCUAUCAAAAGCAAACAUGCAGGACUUAUUCUUUCCAGCGAGGACGGACCCCUCUCAGACACCUUUGCCCGAAUCCUGCCACUCGGAGCACACGAAGGUGAACCUAUCAAGGAGUAUGAUUCUUCUUAUGGCAAGACUUCAUCAGGACCAUUCGUGGUACAUGACCCUCCUAAUCUCCGAUGCGCGGAGAUUAUGCAUCGAUCUAUAUUAUCAUGCAGAUGGCGUGACAGCGAUGAAGAUCAGGGCUACGAAAGAUCGUUUUGGAAGAAGAUUGCGGCCAUUUAUGGUGAAAUGGAUACCGGCGGCCUGUUUUCCGGCAACGACAUAUGCCUCACUCAUGCGACUUUGUGUGCAAGCAAUAUCAUGGUUGACAAUAUCAACUCUACGAUUAGUACCGUGACUGGGAUUGUAGGAUGGAACAAAACUCUCUUCUUGCCGCGAUUCUUGGCUGCUGAGCCUCCGAUGUUCCUGUGGAAUCCUGUUUCACCUACUCGAUGGAUGUCCAGCUAUGACAAGUUGGAAGCCGAACUUCAGACUUUCGGUGGUUUGACCGUAGCGCCCGCGACACCGCAGAGAGCUGAGUUAAAGCAGGCUUUCGAGAAAUACGCAGGGGAGAGUUACACGUCCUUGCCUUUCACCAAGGAGGGCUUCUUGGCCGGUCGCAUGUUACAAGCCACCUUCCUCGAGGCUGAUGAUUUCCUGUUGUUUACCGUGACACUGCAGAAAUAUAUCGACGUAUGGUAUGGAAAGGGAGUCCCCUCUACGCAGACUACGAAAGGCGAUGACACGGCAGACGAGGCUACGGAGGGUAAGCCUAUGGGAAAUAAGAAGACUAUGGAGGAUAUCCAACAGAGAGAUGGAUUAACCCUUAAGACCAACGAAGCGACCGAUAAUGUUGCUUACGGUGAAUCGACCAGCAACCCGACCAACCAGCCGAUGAGCCAGCCGACCAACCAACCGACUUCAACCCCCAAGAAGAUCCGUAUAAAGGUUAAGCAGGGAGAAGAUACAACGGAGGACGGCCAAGGAGAUGGUUAG
Molecule: messenger RNA, 1587 nt
Organism: Annulohypoxylon maeteangense
Lineage: Eukaryota; Fungi; Ascomycota; Sordariomycetes; Xylariales; Hypoxylaceae
Exons: 1
Coding region: 1-1587 (528 amino acids)
Source: RefSeq, a predicted model, not a curated record